AGCCAGGGAGUUGGCAAGAGUUAAAGAGCUUGGAAAUUGCUUGGAGAUACUCGAGUCCAAAUCCAAGCAUUUUUGUCUUAAAAACCACGAAAUAUUUAAAUCUUCGUGGAUUUUUACUCACUAUUUAAAUACAUACCUUCAGUUUAAAUUAAUUUAACCACCGGGUAAUUAAAAAUAAUUAUUUUAUUACUCUAAAACUAAAUCUCGAGUUUUUGGUGGUACCUCAAACAAAGUGUGGUGCGUUUUAAAAAAAAAAAAAAGUAAUCAGUCACAAGUUCCCAGUGUCGGCCUAAGUUCCAAGGGCUGCAUCAUCGUCAUCACCCAUCACCAUAAUUAUAACCAUCAUUAUUAUCAACUUUAAAUCUCGUUCUCGUUCUUCAGCAUCACGUAUCUGAUUCCUGGUGAUUCUAGUAGAUUACUGACGCUUGCGCGCCAUUACUAAUUAUCCAUAUUCUCUUAACGCAUUCUUCAGUUGUAGUUAAAAAAAUUUUUUUUUUCUUGAUUAAUUUUUUUUGUCACGUCGUAUAGCAUCAGUACUUUAAUAUAAAUAAAUAUAAAUUUUGAGUAUUUAAAGUGCAGUGAAUUUAAAAAAUAAAAAAAUUAAAAUCAGUUAAAUUUAUAUACUAAUUAACAAUAGUAAUUAAAGACUAAUAAAUAAACCGGUACGUUUUAAAAUUUGAUGGUUAACAAUGAGUGAUUAUUCAGCGGUUGCUCCGCCUCAGAAUUUCAGCCAGAGUUCGGCUUUUGCCGCGGCAUUACAACGUGCGAAACAGAUCGCUGCUAAAAUAAAUCCUGGUGGCAAUCAAAAUACCGAUGGUGGGAUCAAGAGGUCACUUGAAGACAGUACAGGGUUCAGUGAUGAAUUUACAGAACCAGAGGCAAAGAAAUUAGCACAAGAUCCAUUAAUUGGAAUGCGAGGCGGACCGUUGGGAGGAAUAGGAGACAAUGGAGGGAAUCGAGGAGCACCAGUAUCAUCGCCAACAUCUAGCUUGGGAGGUAUUUGCAAUGAAGAUAUCAGAGUUCCGGACAAAAUGGUCGGAUUAAUAAUUGGACGGGGUGGUGAACAAAUUACACGGUUGCAAAGUGAAACGGGGUGUAAAAUACAAAUGGCACCCGAAAGUGGCGGUCUGCCUGAACGUCUUUGUACCUUAACGGGUUCAAGAGAAGCUGUCAAUCGUGCUAAGGACUUAGUACUGUCGAUCGUCAAUCAGCGCUGCCGAUCUGAAGGCGGUAUGGGUGACAUGAACAUGCCUAAUCCUAAUAAUAGCGGUGGUGGAGGAGGCGGGGGAGGGGGCGGAGGUAGUAGUGGCGGCGGAAGUAGCGGAGGAAGUGGUGGUGGAGGUGGAGGUCCGAUGAUGAGCAGUAAUAGUCAUCCAGGUAAUGUGGAAAUAAUGAUACCUGGUCCAAAAGUUGGAUUAAUUAUUGGCAAAGGCGGGGAAACUAUUAAACAGCUUCAAGAAAAAUCUGGCGCCAAAAUGGUUGUUAUUCAGGAUGGACCUUCACAAGAACAAGAAAAACCUUUGAGAAUAACUGGAGAUCCUCAGAAAGUAGAGUACGCUAAACAAUUAGUGUAUGAACUGAUAGCCGAAAAAGAAAUGCAAAUGUUUCAUCGUGGACCACGAAACAAUGAGAGAAAUAGUUUUUCUAAUGACAAUGGCUUCAAUAAUCACGGAUCGUCAUCAGCACCGUCAAAUAAUGGCGACGGAUGUGAAGUAUUAGUACCGCGAGCAGCUGUCGGUGUUGUUAUCGGCAAAGGAGGUGACAUGAUCAAGAAAAUUCAAUCUGAAACCGGAGCACGAGUACAGUUUCAGCAGGGAAGAGAAGAGGGUCCAGGUGAUAGAAAAUGUUUACUGUCAGGAAAACCACAAGCUGUAGAACAAGCUCGUCAGCGAAUUCAAGAGCUCAUCGAUAGUGUCACGAGACGAGAUGAUAGACCGCCUGCAGGAAGAAGUGGAUCACGUGGCAAUGGCUUCGGAGGUGGUAAUAAUAAUGGAGGCGGUGGUGGACGUCCUAAUGAAUACGGAGGUUGGGAUCGACGACAAGGAGGUGGCUCGAUGCAAGACAAAAUAGAAGCUACAUACAAUGUACCUUCAACUAAGUGUGGAAUAAUUAUUGGCAAAGGUGGCGAGACAAUAAAACAAAUAAAUCAGCAAACAGGAGCACACUGUGAACUUGAUCGUAGAAAUCCAGGCACUGAAACUGAAAAGAUUUUUAUUAUUCGUGGCUCUCCAGAACAAGUAGAACAUGCCAAGAGGAUAUUUAAUGAAAAACUAGGCGUGCAAAAUGAUCCGAUGCAUGAUUUCCAAGGAGGUGCAAAUGCAGCAUACGCUGGUGCUCAGGGUGCAAUUGGUUACAAUCCGACAUGGAACGCAGGUGCAGGUUAUCAAACAUGGCCUACUCAAGCUCAACCAACUGAUGCCUCUGCUACUGCGCAACCCGUGCAAAUAAAUCCUCAAACUGGUCAACCAGACUACAGUGCCCAAUGGGCUGAAUAUUAUCGUUCUUUGGGAAUGCAUCGCGAGGCUGAAUUGAUUGAGCAACAGUCGAAACAAGCAAAGGCCGAUCCAGCCCAGCAGCAAGCUGCGGCAGCGGUCGCUGCUGUUGCAGCUCCAGGUGCCGCAGCUGCUGCACAAGCGACUCAGCAACAGCAGCAGCCCCAACCUAAUCAACAAGCUCAGCCACAAAAUGCUACACAGAAUGGCGGACAAGCUGAUUACAGUGCUCAGUGGGCUGAGUACUAUCGUAGUAUUGGUAAAAUAAAAGAAGCUGAAGCUAUUGAAGCACAAAUGAAAGCUGGAAAGAAUAAUCCAAUGGGCCAAACACAAAUGCAACCACAAGCAAUGCAAGGUCAACCAGCAACACCAGCUGCACCAACACCAGCAAAUGCCUUUCCACAAGCAUACGGAGCUUAUCCAGGCAUGAAUCCUGGAUCAACUCCCGGAAAUUAUUAUGCACCGGGUGCUGGUGCACCACAACAACAAAAUCCAGGGCAACAGAAUCCAGGGUUUCCCACUGGCUAUCAAAACUACUCUUACUCCCAGCCUAACGCUGAUAAUUAAGAGUCUACAAUAUUAAUAAUUUUCAGAUAGCUUUCCAUUGGGACGCGGUUACCUGCUGUCUUCACAAUAUAUUACAAAAUUAAUUCAUUAAAAUAAUUAAGAAAAAAACAAAUUAUGAAAAAAAAUAUUACAUAUACAAUUACAAUUAUAUUAAUAAUGAUGAUUAAGAUAAACGUCUAUGGUAAUUUACGAUCCGCUUGCAUAGCGAUUAAAAAAAAAUAUGACUAAGUAUAAAAAUCAUUUAAAUAUAAAUUUAAAAAAAAUAUUAAAUGAAUAUAAAGAUAAAAAUAGUUAAGAUCACAGUAUAAUACAAAGUCCUCCGUAAAUUUAUUCUUUAUGUUAUUUUACUUUUCUUUUUUUAUUUUAAUUAAUUGAUUAUAAUUAAUAGUAUUAAUUACUAAAAAUAUAAAAACACCGUAGGAUAUUAUAUUUUUAAUCGCUGAAAAAUUAUAUUAAUUAAUAAUUAAUGUAUAAUCAAACGUAGUCCGUCAGUGUUCCAUAAAAAAAAAAAUAAAUAAAUACUGUCAGAUAUUUCUUAUCAAAAAAUUUUUACUGUAUUGUAAUAUAAAGAAAAAAAAAUAUAUAAAAGAUGAUAGCAAGCAAGCAAAGACGGUAUGUAUUGGCAGGUGAAGCAGCAAACUGAAGAUCUUGGGAAAAUGUAUGACGUGACUGCUUAUAAAAUGAAUUGGAAAAAAAGUAAAAUUUAAAUUUAAAUAAUGGACAAUUAUAAUAAUAACUGAUGUGGACGAAUUGAAAAAUAUAAUUUAUAAUUGGUAUAAUGAUAAAAAAAUAUGUAUGUUAGGUUUUCGUGUCUGAUGCAGCAGCCUCGUGUGCUUUAAUAAUUAUUAUUAUUAAUUAUAAUAAUAAUAUCAUUGUCUUUUUAAUUAUUUUUGCUUUUUCAUAUUGUCAUUUAUAUUAUCAAUUACUAUAAUUAUUAAAAUAUUUAAUUGAUAAUCUUGUAUUAAUUAACCAAUAUUAAUAGUUGAGAAAAUUUUUACUUGUGUACACUUUUAAUGAUAUUUAAAUACCCAUGCCUUAAUAUAAUAUAUUAUAUUCUAUAUAUUAAUUAGUCAUUUAUUUGUUUAAUUUUUUAUUUAUUUCAAUUAAUGUAAUUUAGGUUUACAUUGUACUGCAUUAGUUUCAUUUUUAGAUGCGGAUCCCAGCUGUCUAGAGCCUGCGACGUAUUACAAAUUGUACAAUUAUCAAUACAUAUAUAUAUUUAUGUAGAUGUAUAUAUAUAUAUGUAUUUAACAUAUUACAUACACAUAUAGAUGUGCUUGAAAUUCUAGUUUAGCAAUUGCAAUGCAUUUAAUUUAUAUUGUUUAUUUAUUUUUUUACUCACUUGUCAAAUGAUAUAUAUCAAUAUAUGAAAUGCAUUCUUCAGGAAAUAGGAGAGGCCUAAGAGGUUUAACGUAAUACCAGUUAUUGAUGGACGUCCUCUUUAUCAACUUUAUUAUUUUUAUUAUUAUUUAUAUUAUAUGACAUUCGUAUCAGUUAUCAUUCAUUAUGAUCUAUACGGUUUAAUUUUUAUUUUUUUAUAUUUAUAUGAUAAGAUAUGAGGUUUGUCAUUUUACAACGAAAACGACAUCGAUAAGUAUUAUAAGUAAAAAUGUUUUUAUUAUUAAUUUUUAGUUCGAAAUUAUAAUUGUUAUUUAAGGUGAGAGACCUAGUACCUGAUCAGGGAACUAGUACCCGAUCACUCAUAUAUUUUUAUAUCUAUAUUUAGUAGAAUUUAGUAAAUAUAGAUAUACAAUAGGGUGCUUCAAAAAAAAAUUUUAUUUUUUUUUUCGCUCUUAGCCCCUUAAAACGUUAGUGGGUGCCGAGGAAAAAAUCUUCGCAAAAGAUGGGCUCUCUAGCUCAACUCUAAGUGGUCGCUAUUUCAAUUUUAAUUUCCCAUCUGAUUAACAUGUAAAAAUUAAUUUUUUUAUUCAAAGUGUAAAUACUCGUAAGCUGCUGAAUAUUUUUCAAAUUUAUACAUAGAUCUUCAAAGUUGAUGUCUCAAGCUUUCCAAAACUCUAUGACAAGUCAUAAUUAUCCCCAAUUGAAGCUAGCAAAAAAAAAAAAUCGAAAAUUAACAAUUUCAUUUUGAAAUACAAAAUCGAUACUUUUUAGAUAGCUUUAAUUGACAUUUGAAUAAUGGUAAUUAUGACUUGUCAUAGGGUUUUAGAAAGCUUGAGAUCUCUACUUUGAAGAUCUAUGUAUAAAUUUAAAAAAUAUUCAGCAGCUUACGAGUAUUUACACUUUGAAAAAAAAAAAAAAUUUUUACAUGUUAAUCAGAUAGGAAAUUAAAAUUAAAAUAGCGACCACUUAGAGUUGAGCUAGAAAGCCCAUUUUUUGCGAAGAUUUUUUUCUCGGCAACCACUAACGUUUUAUGGGGUAAGAGCGAAAAAAAAAAAUUAAAGUUUUUUUUGAAGCACCCUAAUAUACAUGGAGUGAUCGGGUACUAGUUCCCUGAACGGGUACUAGGUCUUUUACCUUAUAGGGAACAAAUUUGAAAAAAGGGUAAUUGUCUUAAUGAAAAACUAGGGGUGUGCGAAUAAUUCUAACUUACAAAUUAUUCGUAUCGAAUCGAAUUAUUUGAAGUUUUUGAAUUAUUCGUUAAUUCUCGAAUUAUUCAAAAAUUUACGAACAAUUAGGAGAUUUUGUUGAAACGACUAAAAAUUGUAAUAGUUUUUGUAAUAAUUGAAAUUUUUGUCAGAGGUAAAUAAAGCUUAGACACGAAUCUACGGAACAAUCUUGGAUGCUCUGAAAACUUAGCUCUCCAUUAAGUGAAAAUAAUUUAUUUUGAAUGGCAAACCUCAUUAAAUAAUAGAAGAAAAAUGUAAUAAAUUAAAUGUAUUUAAUUAUAAAUAUCUAAGUGUUAUAAUAUUAAAACUAAGGAAACAUAAAUACAAUAAAAUUUAGUAUUUAUAAAUAAUCGGAACAAACAAGUGGAUAAAUCAAUUGGGAGCUCAACGAUACCAUCAACGAUCCAUCAGCUCAGUUAUAACAAAACAAAAUCUUAAUAUGAUUGAUUAUUAGAGUGGUCAGUUUGGAAAGACUAUUUUUUUUUUCACUCCCACUUCAAAAUAUUGUUGUAGACAUUAAAAAAAUUUACUGAAAGUUUCAGUUCGGAAUUUUAAUUUUAAAUACUUGACAUUUGAUUUUGAAGUUUCCCAUUUAAAAUCCAUAGAAAAGUUUGGAUUUUUUAAAAUUCUCUAUAGCUCAGCCGCAUUUCAAGUUAUCGGGUCGUCGUUUGCGGCAUUUUGUAGGUAAUUUAAUACUUUUCACAAGUCUCCUUAGUAAUUUUACUGAGAUUCUAAUUGUUUUUUCUGUAUUGGUUCUGAAAACGCUUUUUUUAAUAAUAAUUUGGGUUUUUAGUUGAUAUUGACUAAAUAACGAAAGUUACAGUAAAAAUGCAGAUAACGAUUUUUUAGGAAAUUUGAUUCUCUACAAAAAAGGUCCUCUCAGUUAAGUGGCUCAAGUUCUUCGUUCACGUGAUAUAGGGAUUUUAUUAAUUUUGUAAAUAAAAAGUUUGUCAAAAAUUUUUCCGAAGCUCAUCAAAUUUAAUCCUUCGUAUUUUCAUUAAUGGGUUAAAUUAAUAAAAAGAAAAUUAUUUACUUAUUUGAAAUUAAAAUUAAAAGGCAUUUGGUCGAAUUU
Messenger RNA from Microplitis mediator, 6698 nucleotides. RefSeq names its product far upstream element-binding protein 3 (gene Psi). NCBI's taxonomy places the organism in Eukaryota, Metazoa, Arthropoda, Insecta, Hymenoptera, Braconidae. The transcript has 12 exons. Bases 690 to 3059 code for a protein of 789 amino acids. Gene Ontology annotation, biological process: regulation of DNA-templated transcription. The record is from RefSeq and is a predicted model, not a curated record. Gene Ontology annotation, molecular function: mRNA binding. Gene Ontology annotation, cellular component: nucleus; cytoplasm.